Molecule: messenger RNA, 388 nt
Organism: Caenorhabditis angaria
Lineage: Eukaryota; Metazoa; Nematoda; Chromadorea; Rhabditida; Rhabditidae
Source: the annotation of a GenBank genome assembly
AUGAACUUUGGUGCCACGAUUGCCGUUUUACUUUUGCCUGUUUUGGUGGAGUCAAAGGUUUUCACCAGUGAAUGUAUUGUCAAGGUUGGUGAUUUAUGCACUUAUUGUCUGUUUUGUUGAUUUAUAGGCCGAUUAUUCGUCAUGUGCUAUUUUCAAUUCUUGUUGUGAUUUUCGAUGUAGUCGUUCAAGGCAGAAACGAUCUACAUGCACAAUGAAUGGAACUGGAGUUAUCAAUUCUAUUCAAACCGAAUGUUUUUGUACAACUUCGCCAAUCGCGACCGAAACCGCUCCGACUACAAGAAGAUCUAGACAUUCACGACUUGAUUUAAUUGCGGGAAUUCUUUUUCUAUUCGUUCUAGACAUGCUCCUUUUGAGUUUUACAUUUUAA